AUGGCUACCAACGACGAGGACGAGGAUGAGAUCGUCCAGGGGGCCUACGCGACGCUUAAGACUGCUCAGCAGUCGUUCCGGAACAAGCGAAGCGGGCUGGCACGUCGAGCCACCACUGCCGCCCCCCUUAAGCCUGCUACCGCGACCACUGAGCCUGCUCUACGCGAAGUAACAUUUGAAGCUGUUGACUCAACAACCUCUGAUGACUAUACCUAUGUAAUCAAUUCGUCAAGCAGCCUGAUCCGGAGCUCUUACAACCUUCCAAUAACACAGACCCUGUUUCUCUCACCUGACCGAACAAUAGAUCCACCAUCAGCAAAGUUGCUCGCUUUACAUCGCACUAUUGCCCGCAUCAUGGAACCCGGUGCUGCAGGGGCAUACGUUGACAAGAUCAUCCGAGAUAUGGAAGAGAUAUGGGUUCGAAGUGAUGGUUCAGCAGAACUGGGAAGCUUUGAAGUUAGGAGGGUGGAUGGAUGUGGCCACCUAAACGUUAGAUUUUCGACUGUUUAA
Nannizzia gypsea CBS 118893 is the source of this 510-nucleotide messenger RNA. RefSeq lists its product as hypothetical. Bases 1 to 510 code for a protein of 169 amino acids. NCBI's taxonomy places the organism in Eukaryota, Fungi, Ascomycota, Eurotiomycetes, Onygenales, Arthrodermataceae. The transcript has 2 exons. The record is from RefSeq and is a predicted model, not a curated record.